Molecule: messenger RNA, 300 nt
Organism: Rangifer tarandus platyrhynchus (Svalbard reindeer)
Lineage: Eukaryota; Metazoa; Chordata; Mammalia; Artiodactyla; Cervidae
Source: the annotation of a GenBank genome assembly
AUGUCCCCACAGACCCUGGGUUUUUCCAGGGUUUUCAGGUUGGUCUUGCUUAAAUGGACAGAGUCUGCCGAUGCUGGUGAAACCCUGGAAUAUUGGCCUCGCAGGCUCUUUCUCGCUUCUCCAGGCUGGGCACUGGGUGUCCUGGGAUGGCCUGGCCCCUAUCACUGCAGGGGUCAAGGGGUGCUGGGCGCGGAUGAGGCCAGCACUGGGCAGUGCCUGGGCCAGCGUGGCAUCCUGGCAGGCAGCUGUUGCCUCAGCAGCAGGGGAGGACCCAGCCCCAUGCUGGCCUCUGCCAGCUAG